Molecule: messenger RNA, 594 nt
Organism: Mesitornis unicolor (brown roatelo)
Lineage: Eukaryota; Metazoa; Chordata; Aves; Mesitornithiformes; Mesitornithidae
Gene: CLEC7A
Product: C-type lectin domain family 7, member A
Exons: 5
Coding region: 1-594 (197 amino acids)
Biological process (GO): positive regulation of cytokine production involved in inflammatory response; positive regulation of cell migration; positive regulation of wound healing
Cellular component (GO): cell surface
Molecular function (GO): (1->3)-beta-D-glucan binding; pattern recognition receptor activity
Source: RefSeq, a predicted model, not a curated record
AUGACUGAAGAAGUGACAUAUGCAGACCUAAGGUUCAUGACGCUGGAAAAGUCCCAGGACCAGGAGCUCCAGACUGCCAAAGCAAAAGAUUCCACUGGCCCAUCCUCCUGUUGGCAACUGGCUACAGUGGCACUUGGGGUCUUCUGCCUAAGUUCAAUGGUAGCUGCAGGAAUCUUGGCUGCCAGGUUCAUCCUGGUCUGCCACUUUGUGCGAGAAAGGGAUGAAAACUUCACACUGCAAAAGGCAAUAAUGGAAAGCCUCAACCAGCAGCUGGAGCUUCUCCAUGCUCAGAAUUUGAACUUGACAGAGACUGACUUCACAAUACGAUCAGCACAGUCUUACAGUCCUUACUCUUUCUGGAUUGGGCUGUCUCGCAAUGGAGCUGAGGGGCGCUGGCUGUGGGAGGAUGGAUCAGCUUUCUCCCUUGAUCUGUUUCAGAUCCAGCGAGCCAGCUCAAGCCCUUUCCUAGACUGUGUGUGGCUUCAAGGUGCAAACAUAGAUGCUGCACAGUGCGACGAGUACAAAUUUUACAUUUGUGAGAAAGUGGUGGAUCCUGCAAUGGUUGAACAAGUGAGCUACUCGGAGAGGCACUAG